CUUCAGCCGGCUCGCGCGCGGAGCUCCGGGAAGGGAGGCCAGCCGGGUCCCGGCUCCGGCGGGAAGAGGAACGCAGACGGCGGGGGAGCAAGAUGGGAGCCGGGCCCCGGUAAUCCGGGCCCUGCGACCGGCCUGGAGCAACAUGUGUCUGCGCAUAGGCAGCCUGAGUUUGGGUGACUUCCGGAAGGUGCUGAUGAAGACAGGUCUAGUGCUGGUAGUGUUGGGCCAUGUGAGCUUCAUCACAGCCGCCGUGCUGCAUGGCACAAUGCUGCGCUUCGUGGCUGCCCCCAGCGAUGCUGUGGCUCUGCAGUACUGCGUGGUGGACAUCGUCUCGGUCACCUCUGCCAUUGUGGUUAUCAUAACGGGAAUUACAGCUGUUGUGUUGUCAAGAUACCUUCCUAGCACCCCCUUGCGCUGGACCGUGUUUAGCUUGAGUGUGGCCUGUGCUGUUCUCUCUCUGACCUGUGCCCUUGGACUAUUGUCUUCAAUCGCCGUGACUUUUGCCACCCAGGGCAGGGCACUACUGGCGACCUGCACUUUUGAGAGCUCUGAAUUCCUGACACUCACACCUGACUGUCCCUUUGACCCCACACGCAUUUACAGCUCCAGCUUGUGCCUCUGGGCCAUCUCUCUCAUGUUCUGUGUGGCAGAGAGUGCGUCUGCUGCGCGCUGUGCACAGCUGGUACACAGGAUGCUGGGACUGAGGCCCUGGUGGGGGAAAAGCAGCCACCACACAAUGCAAGACAGCCCGGAGCCCCUAGACAGCCACGAUCUACUGAGCUGCACCGGCUCUGUACAGCCGAUGCUCUGAAAGCUGGCAUCUCACAGAGCCAUGGCCGCUGAGACCUGCAACCAACUCUGCACUGACCAGUGCCCAGAUGGCCGUGGAGGCCCGGAUGGAUCCAGGAUUUCUGGCACAGGCUCAAGAGGGCUCAUUGGACCCUUGGGGACCUGGGAGAGGGUUUUCAAUGCCCUCCCCUGGCCACCUAGCCCACUGCACUGAAACGAGACUUUAUUCUGAAGUUAUUAAAAAGAACAGAGAUGC
This is a messenger RNA of Nannospalax galili (Upper Galilee mountains blind mole rat), 1045 nucleotides long. RefSeq names its product transmembrane protein 54 (gene Tmem54). NCBI's taxonomy places the organism in Eukaryota, Metazoa, Chordata, Mammalia, Rodentia, Spalacidae. The transcript has 6 exons. The record is from RefSeq and is a predicted model, not a curated record. The coding region runs from base 143 to 811 and encodes 222 amino acids.